AUGGCUUCCUCAUCAAGUAUGCAUGUCGCCUACCUGGUUGCACGCAAAUUAAGAGAUCACAACGACAACAACAAUGGCACCGAUGAUGCCUGCCCUACAGAUCCCAUCAACGUCCCAGCGGAUCAGAUGAAGCCUGUCGUCGGCUCGUUAAUGUUCCACGACUUCGCAACUAUCUUAUCCGGCGCAUGCAGUCUUGCAGCGCUUCUGAUCGUCUCGGUAGCCGUCAUUCGACAUGCCACCAACUUUUCGAAUCCCAUCCAGCAGCGACAAGUCAUCCGUAUCUUGAUGCUCGUGCCAUGGGUUGCCUUGUUCUCAUUCCUGAUCGUCUGGCAAGAGGACGUUGGAGAGUAUCUAGUUGAGUCGCUGGACUUCGGAUGUUCCAUCGCCAUCUCGGCAUUCUUGCUGUUGCUCUGCGACUACAUCCUUUCGAAUCCCGGAGGCUUCGACCAACUCUUUGGCCAGGGCGCAUCCAAGGUCGCAAGAGAAGGCGUGGACAGCCCUAAAUGGCUCAAGCGAACAUGGUACAUGGUCCUCCAAUACUUGCCCGUCUCCAUCAUCGUCUGGAUGGCGACCGCCAUCUCCCUCGCCGUCGGUACUUACUGCGGCGCCUCUAACAAGCCCAAAUUCGCACACAUCUGGCUUUCAGUCAUCAAGAUGGCAUCCACCACCUUCGCCGUCCUCGCUUGUCUGCGCUUCUACAAGAUGCAGAAAACCCAGCUCACGCCGCAUAAGGUCAUGCUGAAGUUCCUCGCCUUCAAGGGCAUCAUCGGUCUCAACGCCCUCCAGGUGUUCAUUAUCGGCAUCCUUGUGGGCAACGGCACGAUCAAGCCCAACGAGCACAUGACGUACCACGACAUCAAGACUGCGCUGCCGAGUCUGCUUCUGGCGUGCGAGAUGCCUCUCUUUGCGACUCUGUUGUUCUUCGCGUUCCCGGUGAGCGUGUACAAGGCUGAGGGCUGUGGCCCGGCCGCGGGGCCAAUCACGGCCAUGGCACAGGCUUUCAACAUUACCGAUCUGAUGAGCUGUUUUGUCAGGGGUCCGAUGAGGCUGCUGAGGGAGCAGCAGUGGGGCAUGCAGCGGGCCCAGAGUUUUCCUCUACAUGCUGAGGGUGGCGUCGUCGUGAGUGAGGGCGGAUACAGUGCGGGUGCGUACAAUGCGCAACAAAGCGGGUACAGUACGCAUCCUCCAGUGUAA
Messenger RNA from Didymosphaeria variabile, 1194 nucleotides. RefSeq lists its product as uncharacterized. The record is from RefSeq and is a predicted model, not a curated record. Gene Ontology annotation, biological process: transport. Gene Ontology annotation, molecular function: transporter activity. Bases 1 to 1194 code for a protein of 397 amino acids. NCBI's taxonomy places the organism in Eukaryota, Fungi, Ascomycota, Dothideomycetes, Pleosporales, Didymosphaeriaceae. The transcript has 2 exons.